This is a messenger RNA of Effrenium voratum, 1089 nucleotides long. Lineage: Eukaryota; Dinophyceae; Suessiales; Symbiodiniaceae. The record is from the annotation of a GenBank genome assembly.
GAGGAGCUCCACGUGGACCCCAAGGCAGCGCUGCACUGGGCCAAGCGCCUCGCGGAGGAAGAGCUGCUGCAGACCACGGAGGAUUUGUAUCUCCUCAGCGAGAAGGACUAUUUUAUGCGACUGCCUCUGCCCAUGCACAUGCGGCGCUGGCUUGCAGAUGAACGAAGCCGUCUCUUCAACCCUAGCCAGGAUGAUCUGGCAGGAACCACCAGCGGCAUGUUGACCUCCAGCCCUUUGAGGCGUCUUGGGAGGACCAACUCCUUCAGCUCGGACGGGGAGAGUUGGCCGGUGGAGGUGACCAUUCAGGUGAACAGCGUCACCGCCAUCAACAUCAAGCGCAUCCUCUUUGAUGUCGACUUUACGCUGAUGCUGGACUGGCAAGACCCCAGGUGCGUUGGCCUGACGGGCAAGGAGAUAGAAAAGAUGAGCAUCUUCAACCCCGAGGUGGUCAUUGACAACGCGGUGGACAACGACCAGCCCAUCGCCGGCGGCUGCAACUUCCCGAGGCCCAACAAGCUCAUCGAUGGGUUCUGUCCGGACGGGCACCUCAAAAAGACCAACCGCUACCGGCUCUCGCUGACUUGCAACGGCCUGGACUUGAGGGCCUUUCCCUUCGACACCCAAAUCCUCCCCAUUCGCCUCAAGGCGCGGAACCGGAGCCAGACCGAGGACGGGGAUGUGAUCCUGGUGGGCCCGGAAGGCUUGAACGGGGAACACAAGAAGCAGGGCUUGCGGCGCAUGGGCCACACGGUGAAGAUGCAGGCAGAUCGACUGGCGGACUUCAAGAUCCAGUCUCUGAUGGGUCUCCGCACGGAGACCCCGGACCGAUGGUACGAGGUGCGCAUCAUUGUGGAGCGCAGUCCAGGCCACGCCAUCCGCAACGUGGCGAUGCCGUGCCUGGUGAUCUUGACCUUCUCCUUCACCAUCUACGCCAUCCCCAUGUCCGAGCUGGGCUCCAGGUUGGAGAACACCGCGACUUGCCUGCUGGCGAUGAUGGCCUUUCAGGGCGUGGUCAAUGACAUGCUGCCGCCCGUCUCAUACGAGACGGCCCUGGGUAGGUAUGUGACCGCUGUGUACAUCAUUCUGAUG